Dimorphilus gyrociliatus is the source of this 1866-nucleotide messenger RNA. The record is from the annotation of a GenBank genome assembly. NCBI's taxonomy places the organism in Eukaryota, Metazoa, Annelida, Polychaeta, Dinophilidae.
AGUAGCACCGCUAUUGUUGUUUUCGUAACUGUCAUGGCGUCGGAAGGUAGAAAAUUAUGCUGAAAUCUCGAUUAAAGCAGCAAAUAGUGCACAUUUUUCAUCGAAGUUGCGUUGAAAUUUUAACCGAGUAAAUCAACGUUCGAUGGUGAUGCAUGCCGCGAAAUAUCCGCGGUUAGAAGUUGGAUAUACUGGACAUGUUGAGAAACCGCGGGCCCACCGAUGCGAUAAUAACGAUCGGUACGGUUCGGAGAAGUCGCACAAUCGAUUAGAAGCCUCUUACAAAGGAGAACUCGAAAAAAGUCCAAGAUAUCCUAGCAAAAGUCGAGAUACUCGAUCACAUAAAGGUGAAAGAAAUAGAACAAAUCAUGUACAUUCAAGAAACAGUGAAAAAACACGAUCGGAUAAGGAAUCACAAUUUCGGUCCAGAGACGAACCAGAGCCUGAAAAAAGAAGGGAUGACCAACGACGAAAAAUAAAAGACGAUUCUAGAAGAGUUGCUAUUCGUUAUUGCGGUGACUGGACUGAGCAGAGAAGUAGCACAAGUAAUAGAAUAUACUACUUCAAUACCGCUACUGAAGAAUCACGUUGGGAGAAACCACCAGAGUGGGAGGAUUCACGAGCCAAAGUUCCUGAUCAUUCCACAUCUUCUUCUAUGCCACAUCGCCGACAUAAUUCACAAUCAUCAAAUAGACCAUAUGAACGCCCAUCAUCCUCCGCAUCUGCUAAUCAUCAGAAAUCUUGGCAUGAAUCGUCUCGUGAUACUCGCCAUUCAUCUACCAGACCUGCAGACUAUCAUCGGACAAGUAAUGGACCCAGACGUCCCAUUGAUGAUCGACAUACUUCAUCAUCAAGGAGAGAUUCGUCCUCCAAAGACGCUCGUCAGAACAAUGAACGUUCCGGUAGUAUUACUUCCUCCGGAAAUCGAAAAGACAGGAGAGAAGAAGCUAGUCGAACCCAGGUAACGGAAGUAAAAGAUUUGGGUGAAGACAUGGAAAUCAGUCCAACAUCAUCCCCAUGUUCAUCAACUCAUUCGUCGCCUUCAAUAAAAGGAAAGCAAAAUUCGAAAGCUAUGGUUGAAGUUUUAAAAAACAUACAAGAAGCAUUAACCAAAAAAUCAAUUAUUGGUAAAAAAAUAUGUCCAACCGAUGGAGGGUCCAAUGGUAGAAUUCCUACUGCCAACAACGAUGAAGAUCCAGACGACGACUAUGAGAGUCCAGAAGAUGGUUCAGAUCAAGAUUCCCGAACGAGUAGUGUUCCACCAGAAACACCAGAAGACAUGAAUAUUGUAGACAAGCUUAAUAGUCAAUUACCGCCGUCAACAGGCUCCUUAUCCAAACUCAAACCACGAUCAAGGGAUACAGUGCCGACUCUUCCGCCCAGCUUAGCCGAUUAUUACGAUGAAUCCUUAAUUGGACAUGUAAAAAGUUGGCCAUCCGAACUAGCCGAGACCGAAACUUGGAAGUUGGGAGGUGAAUUGCUUCAAUUAAAGGCCUCAAAUAGCCAAGUGUCUGUCGAUUUGAAACGAUACCGUAGUGCGGUGAGACUCGCAAACGUUCAAGCAACGCUGAAAGAACAAAGAAUAAUCUUUCUGCAAAAAUUACAAAAGAAUAUUGAAGAGUCAAAACCGGCACGGCAUUUUCAAGACGAUUGCGUGUCUUAGCACAUGUUACAAAAUUCAGAAAGAUGUGCUUGUGAUUUGUACAAAAAUGUUUUUGCCGGUUUAUUUUUGUUUAAUGUAUUUUUUUUAAGUGUACAGGUUCCGUUUGUUUCUAAGAUAUGUAUUUAGAACUAUAUCAUAUGCAAUUUUUGAAAAAAAACUCUAGUAAAACAUUCAAACAAGUAAUUUAUUUUUAAACCUUUUCAACA